GCAGGCCGCAUGGCAAAAAUUGCUGCCAUACGCCAGCCCAAGCAGCUAAUUUCUCGAACGAUUGCCAUUUUCGAGCCAUGACUCCAUAAUAGAGACCGCACUCCGCUCGCUGUCCGCGUGUCGCGCCAUGAUAGAGCUCAAAGAGACGGGGAGCCCUCCCCGCAGCACUCCCGGCAAGGUCAGCGACGCGGCAGGCUUGCUCGCUGAGGAGGAGGGAUGGUCUCGCGAUGACGCCGACGAAAUGAAAACAAGCGAGCCUGCUGCUGAGGCCACCGCGAGCCCGCCGCGUUCGCGUCUCGCGUCGCCCUGGCUGCCCGACGCGCCGCAGCGCUGCGGCGGCAGCGCUGUGAAAUCACUGAAAGCACGCGUGCGGCUCGCGAAAUUCCUCGUGCUGUCGUGGGUGCUCAUCGUCUGCGGACACGCGUUUAUCCGGGCUCACAAAUCCGAGCGGAGGUGGGAGCGAGAUCCGAACUACAGCAUCGGUGAUUUCCAUAGUCUCGACCUCCACUCCUGCGCGCUCGACGCCCUGUGUUAUUUCAUCGUGGGCCGCUGGUGGAAAAGAAAGGGUGUCGACCGAUGGAACGUGUUUGCACCAAUGGUCUUGGGCCUCAUUCUCUUCUCGGCCGUGGGCGCGGCUGAUAUUGCGCAUUAUUCGAUCUCACUCUUUGCGAUAAAAUGCCUGUGGCCACCGGCCGUCGUCGUCGCCGCUGCGGUGUUGUGCAUCGCGGUCAUUGUGAUUGUUUGCCUGCACGUGCGCGCGGCCUGGCGCGACGGCCUCCUGCUCGGUAGAUGUAUCGAGAUCGCGGCGACGGCGUUGGUUUUUGUCUUACCAGUUUUUCGGGACCCGUCGUUCCACCUUCAUCAUUGGUACUGGACCUGGCUAAUAGGUAUGCACGCGAACCAGGACGCCUGGUGGUCUCAGGCCGCCUGCGCGUUCCUUUGGGGCGGCUAUUUGAAUGGGAUUGCUGCCUAUGGCCGAGACGAUCUGCUCGGCUGCAAGCGCUCGUUCUACGCGGCCGCCAAUCAGCAUUGCGGAUACCUGGACUGCUACUACGAGUCGCACUACACUGAUCAGAAUGCAACGAUCCCAGCGAAGCCACCCUUCCAGGACGCGCCGAAUUGGAGGACGUGCGAGGGGAUGGCUCCGUAAUUUUUGUUCUAUGUG
This is a messenger RNA of Pelagomonas calceolata, 1165 nucleotides long. Lineage: Eukaryota; Pelagophyceae; Pelagomonadales; Pelagomonadaceae. The record is from the annotation of a GenBank genome assembly.